AUGGAUGCUAAAAAGGUGUUAGAGAAGUAUGGAUGGAAAGAAGGUCAAGGUUUAGAAUCUACAUCAAUAGCCAUUGGUGAUAAACUUGUAAAAGAGAAUCAUGGACAAGACUGCAAUCUAAAGGAUGGCAACGAGGAUGAUAUUAAUAUAAUUAGUGGAGGUACUACUACAGAGGGUGGAAGUGGUAGUCAUGGGAGUGGAGCCUCGACUGUCUCACCUAGUUCGUCACAAUUUCAAAGAUUGAAAGUGGAAGAUGCACUCUCUUAUCUUGAUCAAGUCAAAUUACAAUUUGGUAAUCAACCUCAAGUUUACAAUGAUUUCUUGGAUAUUAUGAAAGAAUUCAAAUCACAAAGUAUUGAUACUCCUGGUGUGAUCAGUCGAGUCUCAAACCUCUUUAAAGGUCAUCCUGAUCUCAUUGUUGGAUUUAACACAUUACCUCCGGGUUUUAAGAUAGAAGUUCACGGUCAGAAUGAAAUCAAUAUUCAAGGCCCCGCCCAAAUAGCCACACCCUCCAACAAAUUUUUAAAACGUCAUGGUGCUAGUUAUCGUGCCCUUCCUAAGACUUAUGUUCAGCCAAAGUGUUCUGGAAGAACUCAGUUAUGUCACGAAGUUCUCAAUGACACUUGGGUUUCCUUUCCAAUGUGGUCUGAAGACUCCACCUUCAGCACCAGAAAAACACAAUAUGAAGAGUACAUAUUUAGAUGUGAGGAUGAGAGGUUUGAGCUUGAUGUAGUAUUAGAGACAAACCUCUCAACAAUAAAAGUAUUAGAAGCUGUUCAGAAGAAAAUGGCAAGAAUGAGUCCAGAAGAAGUAGGACAGUUUACAUUAGAUGAACGUUUAGGAGGAUACUCGGAGAUUAUACAUCGUAAAGCCAUUCACAGGAUUUAUGGUGACAAAGCUACUGAUAUUAUUGAAGGACUCAAGAAAAACCCUAAUAUCGCUAUACCAGUAGUUUUGAAAAGGUUGAAGUCUAAACAAGAAGAUUGGUUAGAUGCUCAAAGACAAUUUAAUAAAAUUUGGCGAGAACAGUUGGAGAAAUACUAUCUCAAGUCCUUAGAUCAUCAGGGGAUUAACUUUAAAGCUACGGACACUAAAACAAUGAGAUCCAAAACUUUAGUGGGUGAAAUAGAAGGUUUAUUUGAUGAGCGACAAGAACAACUAGCUGAGGGAAAGACUCCACCCCUUGGGGCACAUCUCUCUUAUUACUUUUCUGAUGAGACUACAGUGUUUAAUGAUGCUGUGUCAUUAGUAAUGUAUUAUAUGAAAAGAGCAUCCAGUCUGAGUAAAGAAGAGAGUAUGAAAAUUAAAGGAUUUUUAACUCAAACAUUAGCUGAUUUCUGUUACUAUCCUAAAGUUGAACUGACUUCAGAAGAUGAUCUUAGCAUGGAUACUGACUCUGAAGCAAUGGAUGUUGACCAAGAUACUAAAGCUGAUAUUCAAGUUGAUGAAUAUUAUCCAACAUUUCUUAAUAUGGCGAAAAACUUUAUGGAGGGAAACAUUGACAGCUCAACCUAUGAAGAAGAUACUGCCCGGGAAAUGUUUGGCUCACAAAAUAGAUUGCUAUGUAUUGAAUUAUUGGAAUCUGAUGAGUCAUCAGAUGAUAAUGGAGUAGAUACAAAG
Gigantopelta aegis is the source of this 1620-nucleotide messenger RNA. Its product is annotated as paired amphipathic helix protein Sin3a-like. Lineage: Eukaryota; Metazoa; Mollusca; Gastropoda; Neomphalida; Peltospiridae. Gene Ontology annotation, biological process: negative regulation of transcription by RNA polymerase II. The record is from RefSeq and is a predicted model, not a curated record. Gene Ontology annotation, cellular component: chromatin. Gene Ontology annotation, molecular function: transcription corepressor activity.